AUGAGUUAUUCUCACCCACCUAUAAUAUUUUUUUCAAUUGGUAAUCCUGGUCCUAUAACUCGUCAUUCAGUUGGUCAUUUCAUGUUAAAACGAUUAAUGGAAUUUUCAAAUUCUUCAAUUAAACAAUUACAUAAUUAUUCAUUAUAUUCAUUAUCCAUCGAUAGUUUAAAUAAUAUAAUUUAUAUUAAAUCAAAUACAUAUAUGAAUGAAUCUUCUAAAGCAUGGAAUAAAUUCAAAUCAUCAAAAGAAUAUAAAUCAUUUUUAAAACAACAAGUUGUUACCGUGAUUGUAUUAUAUGAUGAUUUUGAAAAUAAUCUAGGUACGAUUAAAUUAAAACAAUUUAAGAAAAAUAAAUCCAAUAAAAAUAAUAAUGAAUCACAUAAUGGAUUAAAAGAUUUAAAAUUUGCCAUGAUUGAUAACAAUUUUAAUGAUGAAACAAUUUAUUUACUUGGAAUUGGAAUUGGACCAAAACCAAGUAGCAAUCCUAAUGGAGAAAUUAUGAAACAAUGGAUAUUAAGUCCAUUUAAUAAACAAUCUGAAAAAAUUAAAUUAGAAUUAGAAUCAUUUAAAUUAUUACAAUUAUAUAUUGAUUCAAUGAUUCAACAAAUAAGUAAUGAUAAUGAUAAUGAUAAUGAUAAUAAUGGUAUGAUUAAAGAUAUUAAUAAAUUUAAUGCAAAAAUGACAAAAUUAUGGAAAAGAAAACAAGAAUUAGAAAUUUCACAGACAUGA
Messenger RNA from Candida dubliniensis CD36, 729 nucleotides. RefSeq lists its product as uncharacterized. Bases 1 to 729 code for a protein of 242 amino acids. The transcript has a single exon. NCBI's taxonomy places the organism in Eukaryota, Fungi, Ascomycota, Pichiomycetes, Serinales, Debaryomycetaceae. The record is from RefSeq and is a predicted model, not a curated record. Gene Ontology annotation, molecular function: peptidyl-tRNA hydrolase activity.